AUGACUGUUCGCAACCAAGGUCUCGCCUCUUCGCGGAGCAAGUCCCGCAAGGCUCACUUCUCUGCCCCUUCCUCCGAGCGCCGCGUUCGCAUGUCCGCUUCCCUCUCCAAGGAGCUCCGUGAGAAGUACAACGUCCGCUCCAUCCCCCUCCGCAAGGACGACGAGGUCACCAUCGUGCGCGGCUCCAACAAGGGCCGUGAGGGCAAGAUCACCUCCGUCUACCGUCUGAAGUACAUCGUUCACGUCGAGCGUGUUGUCCGCGAGAAGACCAACGGCCAGAGCGUUCCCCUCGGCAUCUCCCCCUCCAACUGCGUCAUCACCAAGCUCCACCUCGACAAGGACCGUGAGCAGAUCCUCGCGCGCAUCGCCAAGGGUCGUGAGGCCGUCAAGUCGGCUUAA
Molecule: messenger RNA, 399 nt
Organism: Penicillium cinerascens
Lineage: Eukaryota; Fungi; Ascomycota; Eurotiomycetes; Eurotiales; Aspergillaceae
Product: 60S ribosomal protein uL24
Exons: 3
Coding region: 1-399 (132 amino acids)
Biological process (GO): cytoplasmic translation; ribosomal large subunit biogenesis
Cellular component (GO): cytosolic large ribosomal subunit; ribosome
Molecular function (GO): RNA binding; structural constituent of ribosome
Source: RefSeq, a predicted model, not a curated record